Molecule: messenger RNA, 2225 nt
Organism: Drosophila albomicans
Lineage: Eukaryota; Metazoa; Arthropoda; Insecta; Diptera; Drosophilidae
Product: nose resistant to fluoxetine protein 6-like
Exons: 9
Coding region: 7-2127 (706 amino acids)
Molecular function (GO): acyltransferase activity, transferring groups other than amino-acyl groups
Source: RefSeq, a predicted model, not a curated record
AACACAAUGGACGCGGUCAAGUUAAUAAUUGUUGGGUUGUUCUUUUACUUAGGACUGACAGAAGUCAGCUCUAUGCAGGAUGCACAGGAUAUGCUCAUAACCAAGCAGCAAUACCAAAGGAUAAUGGAAUAUCGUCCGCUUGCUGUAGAGUUUACCGAACACUUUCGAAACUUUUCACUCACUGAUCUGGAAUUGGCUAAUAACGAAACAUCCAGUGAACAGGAUCAACAGUGUCAGGAGGAUGUGGCUCAAUUAAUGCAAGGUGUUAUCACACUACGCUUAUGGGCAUUGGAAAUGAUUGAUUCAUGGGGCUCGUAUCCGAGUGGAUUUUUUUAUGGCAAUAGCAUGGAUAUGGGCAACUACGAUGAGUGUCUCAGUAUCGAUAAGGAAGUUGCCGAGAAUCACAUUAUUAGGGGAAAAUACUGCUUGGCAAGUCUGUUGAAUAUGAAAAUUGCAGUCUGCUUUCCCUCUAGUUGCUCGGUGGCUCUCAUCAACACCUUUCUGAAACAGUUGACUAACAAUGCGCUUUUGAGUCCGCAAAUAUCGAACGAAAUCAACUGCAAGACUGCUGAAAGAGAACCUUACGAUGGCCUAACAAUAUUUACAAUUGUUUUACUCUCAGUGCUAGCAGCUGCAGUGCUACUCGCCACGCUCUGUGAUUAUCUUUUCUUUGUGGAUCAAACUAAACUUCCAGGCAUAGUCAAAGCUUUCUCAGCACGCGCCAAUUCUCGAGUUCUCUUCCGUCUUGUGCAGCCGAAUUCGAAUCCGAAUGUCAUUGAUUGUCUUCAUGGCAUGCGCUGCAUGUCGCUCAUCUGGGUUGUUUUUGCCCAUCAAUAUAUUCUCUCACUAAUGACUCCGAAUGUAAAUGGAAUCAAAACGAUCUCAUGGUUGACAAGUCCAUUUGCCAGCUUUAUACUCCACGGUUUCUUCUCAGUUGACACAUUCUUUUUGCUCAGCGGUUUGUUGGUUGUUAUGAUUGCACUACGAUCACUGGAGAAAACCAAAGGCAAACUCAAUAUUCCAUUGAUGUAUCUUCAUCGCUAUUUGAGAUUAACUCCAGUUGUAGCUGUGGCUAUUAUCGUGCAUAUGAAACUACUUCCCAUUGUGGGUAAUGAUGGUCCAACAACUGCUCAGGCGGCAGUUGAGAACUAUGAAAAUUGUAAAACUAACUGGUGGAUGACCUUACUGUAUGUCCAAAACUAUGCCACAAAAAACAUGUGCUUAAAUCACACCUGGUACUUGGCAGUAGAUAUGCAACUCUAUAUUCUAUCGCCCAUAUUUUUACUAACUUUGUAUAAAUGGGGCAAGAAGGCAGCUGCAGGAAUCUUUGUGCUCAUGCUUCUUCUCUCUGGCUGCCUCUUUGCCACAAUGAUGACGGGCAAAUACGCCGUAAAUGUUGCCAUUGGAGAUCUUGGAGUUGAGGGCCAACGCAAACUCUAUUUGGCCACACACACGCAUGCAGCUCCUUGGCUGAUCGGAGCACUCCUUGGCUAUUUCCUGCAUGCUAAUCGCAACAGAUCCUUUAAGCUGCAUCGCAUCUUCAUUUGGCUAGGUUGGAUUCUCUGCCUGGCUAUGUUAUUCACCUCUCUGUUUGCUGUGUAUCCAGCGGCAAAUGGAAGUGCACCUGCAUUGACAUUGGGAGAGCAGUCUGCUUAUUAUACUCUGAGUCGCAUCGCAUGGCCUUUGGGUCUUAGCUGGGUGGUGUUUGCCUGCAUGAAAGGAUACGGUGGAUUGGCCAACAGCUUCCUUUCUUCCCCACUGUGGCAGCCACUGUCAAAGCUCUCAUAUACAGCUUACAUAUUUCACAUAUUCAUUCAGCAAAUGAACGGCAGACGUCUGCGAACUAACACUUUCUUCUCCGACUACGAUGUGAUGCUGUCAUUCUGGUCAGCUUUCGGCUUUAUCCUGUUGCUUUCUUACGUAAUGUAUAUAAUUCUGGAAGCACCAUUUGGUGCUCUGGAAGGCAUGCUAAUGCCUCAACGCAAACCCAAACAAAAUACUAAACAACAGAAUGAGAAUCACACUGAGGAGAUUCACGUAAUCGAGGUGCCAAGAACAGAUGAUUCGCAAGAACUCACAAAAAGUUGUGAAGAGCAAGAAAAUGUUGAUAAUUCUACCAAAACUUAAUAACACAUUCUAGAUUUUGGCAUACGGUGUUCUGUAAACCACAAAAUUGUUUUUAUAUGAUCUGAAUCUUUCCAGAAUAUAUUAAGAUCCAUCAAAAU